Messenger RNA from Trichobilharzia regenti, 1887 nucleotides. The record is from the annotation of a GenBank genome assembly. NCBI's taxonomy places the organism in Eukaryota, Metazoa, Platyhelminthes, Trematoda, Strigeidida, Schistosomatidae.
AUGUCGACAGUUAGGGAAUUAAAAGAAUCCCCAGUAGCCUCAGCUCAAGCUUAUGUCUUAUUGUUUAAUACUGAGGAUCGAAAAUGGUUACCUAGUGGUGGGACAAGAUCACUCUCCUGGAUUCAAAUACUUCAACAGAAUGGUUUAGAUGCUUUUCGUAUUGUCGGUUGGCGUCAACCAGAUAAUCAAGUUGUUGUUAAUUCAGUACUGAAAGCUGGUUUAGAAUAUCAAAUACAUGGACAAUUUCAUGAAUGGCGUGAUCCAAUCACUUCAAGAGUCUAUGGUUUACAUUUCCCGGAACAAGAAGAAGCUUCGGUGUUUUUAAAGACAAUCAAUAUUGUUUUGAAUAGACUAACAAAUCCUGAUGGUAAACAUUCAGUUGAUGGGAGUGUUGUAAAUACAAAUUCACGUGAAUAUGCUCAACCUUUUAUUUCAUCUACAACGACAAAUGAUACAUGUAAUCGUUCAACAACUACUACAACAACGCUAUCCGCCACAUCACCAUCUAAAGGCGGUGGAUGUACAAUCGUCAUUGCACCGAUUCCUAAUGGUGGUAGUCUUACUUCAUUGGAUAAAAUUACACAGAAUGAAAAUAAAAAUAUCAACGAAACUUUUUAUUUACCAAAAGAACCUGAACCUAGUGAACUAUCGAAUUAUGUUUAUCAAGAUCCUAGUCAUCAAACUAUUCAACGAAAUCAGCCUUAUUCAAUGUCUUUAGCACCAAAUCCUAAUAUAAUAAUUGGUGCUACUGCAAAUGGUAAAGAUAUUGAUGCCUUUCAAACACAUCGUCGUCAAUUGUCUUCUGCAUCAUCAAAUAGUUGUUCAGGUUAUGCAACCGGCCCUGGGACAACAGCUGCUCCAUCAUCAGCUUCAUCAUCUGCUGGCUAUGGGUAUGGAUAUGGUUAUGGUUCAGGUAGUUUGGCGAGUUAUGCAAGUAGUAGUAGUGGAAGUAGUAGUCUUGGUGGUAAUGGUGCUGUUGGAGGAGGUCUUGUUAGUGGAGCAGGAGCAGGAGGAGGAGGAGGCGUUGGGUAUUUGGGGACAACAAUGAAUCGUCUAGGAAGUGGAAAUAUGAAGAAUACAAGUUUAGGUGGAGGUGACUCCUGCAAUUGGAUUGGUUUAAACUCCCAAGCUUGUCGUGAAUCUGAUGGUGUUGUUGCCGGUAGUAGAGACAUUUUAGGCGCAUCAUCGUCAUCAUCAAUACCACCACCUCAUGAAGAUGAAUUAAUGAAGCAGUCUGAAUCAUCUGGAUUAGCUGCUUUGCUACAAGAAGCUAUUGCUGCACGUAUGCGGAAUAAAACAACACGUUGUCAAUCUACAGAAAUGAAAAUACCACCAUCUUCUAACAUUGCUGCUACCAAUCAAAUGUCAACAACAAAAUCGCCGGCUCCGCCUCCGCCACCCCCACCACCUUUGCCCCCACCAUUAUUAGCGUCUAUUGGACAAACUAAUGUCACUAAUAGUACAGAUCAUGUGCAUACAGUAAAACGUACAGAUUCAAUGCAACAGCUGAGAAAAGAAUCGAUUGAUCAAAAAUCAUCAAUGAUUGCUGAAAUUCAACGUCGUAUAGAAGCAAGACGGCGUCAAAUUGAAGCAGCUGAAGAAGAAGAAUCGAUUGCUAAAGAAAGUCAAAGUGUGGAAUCAUCUGUCGGUGUUUCUACUGAUAAUACACCGGUUUUAAUGGUGCUUCUAGCUCAAAAAGGCGUGGUUAAUAAUCCGAAUACUGCUUCAACAUUAACAUCAACAAACAUGAUACAGUCAAGUGUUUUACCAUUCAGUAGAACAGAAUUAGAAAUAUUACGUCGUGAAAUAAUCAUUGAAUUACGUAGAGAAGUUCAACUGGCAAAAAAUGAAAUUUUAGAUUGUAUCAAAUUGUACAAAGCUGUUUAA